GGCGGCGGGGGCGGCGGCGGCGGCGGUGGCUGAGGCCGAGGUGGCGGUGGCUGUGGCGGACACAGCGGCACCCCAGCUAGGGACAGGGCUCCGCCGCGCCCCCUUGCAGGCCCCAUGGAGGCGGCAGCGGCGGGUGGGGGCUGUGGCUCCGGGCCGCCGCCGCUGCUGCUGAGUGAGGGCGAGCAGCAGUGCUACUCCGAGCUCUUCGCGCGCUGCGCCGGCGCCGCGGGCGGGGGCCCCGGGCCUGGGGCCCCCGAGGCCUCCAGAGUCGCCCCCGGCACGGUCACUGCGGCUGCCGGCCCCGUGGCUGACCUGUUUCGGGCGUCGCAGCUGCCCGCCGAGACGCUGCACCAGAUCACAGAACUGUGUGGUGCAAAGCGGGUUGGUUAUUUUGGUCCAACACAAUUUUACGUUGCCCUGAAAUUAAUUGCUGCAGCACAAUCUGGCCUCCCAGUGCGGAUAGAGAGUAUUAAAUGUGAAUUGCCUCUGCCUCGCUUUAUGAUGUCAAAGAAUGAUGGUGAGAUACGAUUUGGGAACCCAGCUGAGCUGCAUGGAACUAAGGUUCAGAUUCCAUAUUUAACCACAGAAAAAAAUUCCUUCAAAAGAAUGGACGAUGAGGAUAAACAGCAGGAAACACAGUCUCCCACGAUGUCACCCCUCGCCUCCCCUCCUUCUUCCCCGCCUCAUUACCAGAGGGUGCCCUUGAGCCAUGGCUACAGCAAACUGCGGAGCAGCGCAGAACAGAUGCAUCCAGCUCCUUAUGAAGCUAGGCAGCCUCUCGUCCAGCCCGAGGGAUCCUCAUCAGGGGGCCCAGGAACCAAGCCCCUUCGGCAUCAGACUUCCCUUAUCCGGUCCUUUUCAGUGGAGAGAGAACUACAGGAUAACAGCAGUUACCUCGAUGAACCCUGGAGGAUAACAGAAGAACAGCGCGAGUACUAUGUCAAUCAGUUUCGAUCCCUUCAGCCAGACCCAAGCUCUUUCAUUUCAGGUUCUGUGGCCAAGAACUUCUUCACCAAAUCAAAGCUUUCCAUUCCAGAACUCUCCUAUAUAUGGGAACUUAGUGAUGCGGACUGCGACGGAGCCCUGACCCUGCCUGAGUUCUGUGCUGCGUUUCAUCUCAUUGUGGCUCGGAAGAACGGCUAUCCGUUACCUGAGGGCCUGCCUCCAACUCUGCAGCCAGAGUACCUGCAGGCAGCUUUUCCUAAGCCCAAGUGGGACUGUCAAUUAUUUGAUUCUUAUUCUGAGUCAUUGCCGGCAAAUCAACAGCCUCGUGACUUGAAUCGGAUGGAGAAGACAUCUGUUAAAGACACAGCUGACCUUCCUGUCCCUACCCAAGAUGUGACUGGUGAUGACAAACAAGUUUUGAAAAGUACUGUCAAUGAAGCCUUACCAAAGGACGUGUCUGAGGAUCCAGCAACUCCCAAGGAUUCCAACAGUCUCAAAGCAAGACCAAGAUCCAGAUCUUACUCUAGCACCUCCAUAGAAGAGGCCAUGAAAAGGGGCGAGGACCCCCCCACCCCGCCACCCCGGCCACAGAAAACCCAUUCCAGAGCCUCCUCCUUGGAUCUGAAUAAAGUCUUCCAGCCCAGUGUGCCAGCUACUAAGUCAGGAUUGUUACCCCCACCACCUGCGCUCCCUCCGAGACCUUGUCCAUCACAGUCUGAACAAGUGUUGGAGGCCGAGUUACCCCCACAGCUGAGCAGAGCCCCAUCCCAGGCUGCAGAAAGUAGUCCCUCAAAGAAGGAUGUACCGUAUUCUCAGCCACCAUCAAAGCCCAUUCGUAGGAAAUUCAGACCAGAAAAUCAAGCUACAGAAAACCAAGAGCCUUCCACUGUUGGAAGUGGCCCAGCUUCUGCAGCAACUGUGAAACCGCAUCCAACAGUCCAAAAACAGUCUUCCAAACAGAAGAAGGCCAUUCAAACUGCUAUCCGCAAAAAUAAAGAGGCAAAUGCAGUGCUGGCUCGGCUGAACAGUGAGCUCCAGCAGCAGCUCAAGGUUUCAUUUGGCUUUCCUUUUCAAGUUUCUUGUUAAGAUGAGAGCUCUCAUGUCAAUGAUUGAAGACUUUCUUUUUUUCAAAUAUGAAUGUUCAGUGCUAUAAAUUUCUUCCUAAGUUCAACUUUAGUUGCAUUCUACACAUUUUGAAUGUUGCGUUUUUUGUGUUCAUUUAGUUCUAAAUACUUCCUAAGUUCCCUUUUCAUUUAUUCUUUGGCACAUGGGGUAUUUAGAAGUGUAUUGCUUAGUUUUCAAAAUGAUUGGGGAUUUUGCAGAGAUCUUUCUGUUGUUGAUUUCUAAUUCAAUUCCAUUGUGAUCAGAGAAUAUGCUUUGUAUGACUUGAAUUCUAUUAAACAUAUUUGUACUUUAAAAAGGUGUUAUUUAAUAGACAUAUAAUAAUUGUACAGAUUUGUGGGGUGGAGUAUAUCGUGAUGUCUCCAUACCUAUCAUGUACAGUGAUCUGAUGUGACCAUUUGCUGACCCAUUUAGUUCAUUCCUGUUGACAAGACUUGCUUCUUUGUUCUCAAACCCCUUUUGGAAAGUGGAGAAUUACUGUAUUUAAGUUUCAUGGGUUGGUUCAUGCAUAGUUAGAGGAAGACUAAUGACUUUAAUAUGUAGGCUUCAUAUUGUAUAGGAGUUAAAAGGAAAGAGAAUCUAUUAUGAAGGCUGUUUGGAGCAUUCUUUAUUGUCCAGAGCUUCUGGGUAAGCCCUUAAUUAUUUACAUCCUCGACAUAAAUUCUUGUUUCAGUAGAAGGAAGUGGCCCUGGUACUAUCAAAGGCCAGCCUCUCCCCUGGUAACUUACAAAUGGUUCCAUUUCACCUUCUCAAGGACAUCACCCCUGUUUCUCUUCAUCAUCACUCUCCCGUGUAUUUGUUUCCUAGGGCUGUUAUAACAAAAUACUACAAAUGUGGUGGCUUAAGAUAACCAAAAACUAUUCUCUCACAGCUCUAGAGGCUGGAACUCUAAAAUCAAGGCAUUGGCAGAGCCAUGAUCUCUUCGAAGGCUCUAGAAGAGAGUUUUUCCUUACCUCUUCCCAACUUCUGGUGUUGCUGGUAGUCCUGGGCGUUCCUUGGCUUACAGCUCCAUCGCUCCAGUUUCUGCCUCUGUUGUCACAUGGCCUUCUUCCUGUAUCUCUCUGUGUCUGUGUCCAAAUUUCUCUUCUUAUUGUAUCCUCUUAUCAUAAGGAUACCGAUCGUUGGCUUAGGACCCACCCUAAUCUAGCAUGACCUCAUCUUAACUUGAUUACAUCUACAAAGAACUUAUUUGCAUGUAAGGUCACAAAUGUGACCAGGUACUGGGGGUUAGGACUUGAAUAUAUCUUUUGAGGGGACAGGUAUCUACUCGCUAUAUCCCCCAGUUCUCUACCGGAUCAUUUGCCAUCCACACGUAAAUAUGCUCCAGUAUUGUCCAUUACAUUUGACAAAUUACUGCCCAGUUUCUUUGGUCCCCUUCACAGCAAAGUUUCUUGGGAGUGGUUUUUAUUCAUUAUCUUUACUUUCAAACCAGUGGUUUCUUUCUUUCACUUCAGUAAGCUUUGCUCUCCACUUACACCCAUUUUAUGGCCAAAUCUAAUGGGGCUAUUUUAAUACUAUUAAAAUUUUCAGAAGAAUUCUGUACAGUUGAUCAUUUCCUCCUCUGAAAUUGCUUCGCUAACUGGUUUUUGAGAUACUGUACUCUCCUGGUUUUCCUUCUGCUUCACUGGUGCUUCCCCUUUUCAUUCUCUGCUAUCCCUUCCUUUCCUGACUUCACUUUUAUACCCCAACCCCAUUUGCCCCAAUAUUUUAGUAUGUACAUUUUCAAACCUACAGGAAAGUUGAAAGAAUCAUAAGUGACUGCUUUUAUAGACAUCACAUUGGUUCUACCAGUAACAUUUUACUAUACUUGUUUUUAUCACAUAUCUACCCUUUUAUCCCUGUUUCCAUCAGUUCCUCUUAUUUUUGACAUAUUUUCAAGUAAAUUACAGAUAUCUGUAUACUUUCCCUAAAUACUUUAGUGGGUGUAUUAUUAGCUAGAGUUCAAUUUUUUUUACAGUUUUUUCUUAUGUUGUAAAAUGUUUAUACAAAAUGCAUGCACAAAUCUUGUGUACAUUUGCUGAGUUUGUAACAAGUACAUGUACUUACGGAACCCAAACCCCUAUAAAGAUAGAGAAUAUUACCAUCAUCCCAGGAAGCUCCCUCAUGCUUUUUCCUAGUCAGUUCCUGCCCUACUCACACAGAGGCAAUCACUAUUCUAAUUUUUAUACCAUAGUUUUGCCUGUUCUAUAACUUUAUAUAAGUGGUGUCUUAUAACUUAUACUUGCGUGUAAAGCUUCUUUCACUUAGUAUUAUGUUUUUGUGAUUCAUUUAUAUUAUUGUGUGUAUCAGUAAUUUGUUCCUUUUUAUUCCUGAGUAGUAUUCCAUUGAGUGACUAUGUCACAAUUUGGUUAUCAAUUAUAUUGACAGACACCUGAGCUGUUUCCAGUUUUUGGCAAUUUCAAAUAAAACUGCAUUUUAAAUAAGUCUCUGUACGAAAGUAUGUUCUCAUUUCUCUUGGAUAAAUACCUAGGAUUGGGAAUAGUAGGUAACAUGGUAAGUGUAUAUGGUUAGUUUCUGAGAAACUGUUAGACCAUUUUCCAAGGUGGUUGUAGCAAUUUGUACUCCUAUCACUAAUGUAUGAGAGUCCCAGUUGUUCCACAUCUUUGCCAACAUUUGGUGUUAUGAUUCUUUUUAAUUUUAGCCAGCCCUGUAGUGAUAUAGUUUUUAUCAUCAUCUCCUUGCUGACUAAUUAUGUUGACCACUUUUCUUUGUGAUUAUUUACCUUUCAUAUAUCUUACUUCAUGAAGUAUCUUUUCAAAUGUUAUUUUUCUCCAAAGUAGUCUAUAGAUUUAUUACAAAACCAAUAAAAAUCCCAGCAGGAUUUUUUGUGAGUGUAGACAAGCUAAUCCCAAAACUUACAUGUAAGGACCAAGGAGCUGGAGUUGCUUAAACAAAUUUGAAAACGACGAACAAAGUUGGAGGAAUCAUUUUACUCUCAAGCUCCAGCAAUCAAGAUGUUGAUACAUAGAUCAAUGGAAUAAGAUACAGAGUCCUGAAAUAGACCACAUGCAAACAGCCAUUUGAUCUUUGACAAAGGUGCAAAAUCAAUUCAGUGAGAAUAGUUUUCAACAGAUUGUUUUAUAACAAUUUGUCAUUUGCAUUUAAAAGUGAAACCUUGAUCUAAACCUCACAUCUAUACAGAGAUUAACUUGAAAUGAGUCAUAGAUGUAAAUGUAAAACAUAAAGCUAUAAAAUUUUUUAGAAGAAAACAUAGGCGAAAAAUCUUCAUGAUCUGGGGUUAGAAGUGACAUCAAAAGCACAAUCCAUAACAGAGAAAACU
This is a messenger RNA of Sapajus apella (tufted capuchin), 5347 nucleotides long. It is a transcript of the gene REPS2, whose product is annotated as RALBP1 associated Eps domain containing 2. Gene Ontology annotation, molecular function: protein binding; calcium ion binding. Bases 115 to 2031 code for a protein of 638 amino acids. The transcript has 18 exons. Gene Ontology annotation, cellular component: cytoplasm; plasma membrane. Lineage: Eukaryota; Metazoa; Chordata; Mammalia; Primates; Cebidae. The record is from RefSeq and is a predicted model, not a curated record. Gene Ontology annotation, biological process: endosomal transport; endocytosis.